This is a messenger RNA of Sorex fumeus (smoky shrew), 2344 nucleotides long. RefSeq names its product zinc finger protein 768 (gene ZNF768). Gene Ontology annotation, molecular function: DNA binding. Lineage: Eukaryota; Metazoa; Chordata; Mammalia; Eulipotyphla; Soricidae. The transcript has 2 exons. The coding region runs from base 179 to 1864 and encodes 561 amino acids. Gene Ontology annotation, biological process: transcription by RNA polymerase II. The record is from RefSeq and is a predicted model, not a curated record.
CCGGAGCGGCCCGGGGUCAAGACGUCCGGCCUCGGGGCCCGGGGCUGGGCAGCCGGGUCCCCCGAGCGGCGCUGAGUGGGCGGGCGGGCGGCGAGGGCCCGGGUCUCGGGGCACUCAGGCCGGGUCGCAGGAUCGUCCGCCGUCACCGCUGCCGCCGCCGCACUGGGAGCCGGCGGGGAUGGAACGGGAGGCGUCGCCGUGGGGCCUCGAGCCACGGGAUGUGCAAAGCCCUGACGAAAUGGGGAGCCCCGAAGGGUCCCUGAAAGGCAAUAAGAGUGAGAAUGAGGAAGAGGAAACUUCUCAGCAAGAAGGCACUGGAGACUAUGAGGUUGAAGAGAUACCUUUUGGUCUUGACCCCCAGAGCCCUGGGUUUGAGCCACAAAGCCCUGAGUUUGAACCCCACAGCCCCAGGUUUGAACCUGAAAGCCCAGGUUUUGAGUCCCGAAGCCCUGGGUUUGUGCCCCCAAGCCCCGAAUUCGCACCCAGAAGCCCCGAGUCAGAUUCUCAGAGCCCUGAGUUUGAACAUGGCAGCCCUAGAUAUGAGCCUCGCAGCCCUGGGUAUGAACCCCGUAGCCCAGGGUAUGAGCCCCGCAGCCCAGGGUAUCAACCCCGUAGCCCAGGGUAUGAACCCCGAAGCCCUGGGUAUGAGCCCCGCAGCCCGGGGUAUGAACCUCAGAGCCCGGAGUAUGAAACUCACAAUGCUGAAUUCAAAUCCCAGAGCCCUGAGUUUGAAGCUCAAAGUUCCAAAUUCGAGGAAAGUGCAGAAACACUGCUGAGUUCUGAAGAAAAGACCCCCUUGAGCAUCCCCCUGGGAGGCCACCCUUUGGACUCCUUCACCCAGGGCUUUGGGGAGCAGCCCACAGAGGGUUUGCCUCUGGGUCCGCCUUUUGAGAUGCCCACGGGGACCCUGCUGUCUACACCCCAGUUUGAGAUGCUCCAGAAUCCCCUGGGCCUGUCGGGGCCUCUGCGGGGACCAGGUCGAAGAGGGGGCCGGGCCAGGGGUGGGCAGGGUCCUCGGCCGAACAUCUGCGGCAUCUGUGGGAAGAGCUUCGGGCGGGGCUCCACCCUGAUCCAGCACCAGCGCAUCCACACGGGGGAGAAGCCCUACAAGUGCGAGGUGUGCAGCAAGGCCUUCUCGCAGAGCUCCGACCUCAUCAAGCACCAGCGCACCCACACGGGCGAGCGGCCCUACAAGUGUCCUCGUUGUGGCAAGGCCUUCGCUGACAGCUCUUACCUGCUUCGCCACCAGCGCACUCACUCUGGUCAGAAGCCCUACAAGUGCCCACACUGUGGCAAGGCCUUCGGCGACAGCUCCUACCUCCUGCGGCACCAGCGCACCCACAGCCACGAGCGGCCCUACAGCUGCCCGGAGUGCGGCAAGUGCUACAGCCAGAACUCCUCCCUGCGCAGUCACCAGAGGGUGCACACCGGCCAGAGGCCCUUCAGCUGCGGCAUCUGUGGCAAGAGCUUCUCGCAGCGCUCAGCCCUCAUCCCCCAUGCCCGCAGCCAUGCCCGGGAGAAGCCCUUCAAGUGCCCUGAGUGCGGGAAGCGCUUUGGCCAGAGCUCAGUGCUGGCCAUCCACGCCCGCACCCACCUGCCCGGCCGUACCUACAGCUGCCCUGACUGCGGCAAGACCUUCAACCGCUCCUCCACGCUGAUUCAGCACCAGCGCUCGCACACGGGUGAGCGGCCCUACCGCUGCGCUGUCUGCGGCAAGGGCUUCUGUCGCUCCUCCACGCUGCUGCAGCACCACCGGGUCCACAGCGGGGAGCGGCCCUACAAGUGCGACGACUGCGGCAAGGCCUUCUCCCAGAGCUCCGACCUCAUCCGCCACCAGCGCACCCAUGCGGCCGGCAGGCGCUGACCGCCUCUGGGGACCGGGAGGGUGGACCCAGGAGAGGGAGGCAGGGAGCUAGCGGACCCUUCGGAGAGGAUGGAGCCGAGUGGGGGAGUCAGGUUCUGGGAGGAGCGGGGCCAGGGUGCUGGAAGUAGGUGCAGGAGGGAGGCCAGGCAGGCAGCAGGAGGCUCGGGGACAGCCGGAAGGAGGGGGGCAUUGCUGGCCCCGGCAUCAGCCUGCCCCACCUACGGGUGCCUGACUUGGCAGAGUGCUAAAUGGGGUGGGGGGAGGGGAGGGAGGGUUGCGUCAGUCAUUAGCGUGGGGGUAGCUUAGAUUGGUAGCUGCUGAGAACCUCGUGGCGUCUGGAAGACGGGGUAAGAGGGCAGGUGGGUGGAGAGACCCGGGGGACCGGGCCUUUGAGUGCAAACCUCCCUCCUUGUCCUACUCAGACUUUGGAACCCCUGAAUUUGAGUUCAAUAAAAGCCUUUAUGUGAUAAGAACAACUCG